AGGUAUUUGCCUUAUUCAAAUAUCAGGUGGUGGCAUGAAAAUUUUAAUUGUCGCCGUCAAAAUUAUCUUUGGUGGUUAAGCAGUAUAAGGGAAAAUGUCACCAUGGGUGUGCGCAGAUGUGUUUGUUGUGUUUUGUUACUUGUUGUGUUGCUCAGAAACAGAAGCACUUGGAUUAGGUUUUGUCCUUGCAUUUCCACUUUCUGCCUUCUUAAACAUACAUUUAAUGGGAUAUUGUGUGUUAAAGCAGGCCCUUAUACUCACAAGUGCUUGCAUUGUGUUUGCUGAGGUUAAUUGUUACAUUGAAAGCAACAGAAACGUUUCCAGAGACGCUACAAGGGAAAGACCUGCCGCUUAAAGACUCCUAAAUCGAAAUCUAUGGGAGAAUUCCACGGGAGAAUGCCAAACAUAGCGGUUGUAUGACACAUGUACCGCCCCCCAAAAAAAACAAUCGUCUGCUUUGUGACAGCUAAACCGGGGAAACAUUCAGCCAAUUGUGUUAUGAAGCCAUGUGCAUGUGUAGCAAAAGUAUAGCCUUGUAGAUUCCAGACCAGAUCUCCACAGAGCUGUAGAACGGUCUGACUGCGCCUCAUUCUCGUGCUGGAUUGUUUAUUUUUCUUUAAACCAAUCACAGUCGUUUUGGGCGGUGCUAGGCCCAGGAUGUAGUGAUGGUGCAAAAUAGUGACAGGGGAAUUGUUUUGGUGAAGGGAGUCAAGCGGUGUCAUAAAAUUUGCCAAAAAAAGCAAGUAGGGCUGCCUUAUUGCGUGAUUGUAAAUCUUCGGCAAAACUUGCAAUUUUCAGCGUGUAGCUUACAGCUCAGAGGUUGUUUUUUCCUGCAGCUACGGGGAGCUAAUAUCUCAUUGAUGAUAGUACAUGUGAGAUGUUGAGAAUAGCAUUUUAUCCUGGGCUUUUUCCACUUAAGACAAGUACAUAUGUAGAAAUAGUACAAUUAAAAAUGACUGAAUUCCAUUAGCUGCUUGCUAAGUAACAUCUGUGCUUUUGCAGCUCUGUCUACACUAUCUAAGUCAAACUAUCUGCUCAAAGGUCUGUUGUGUUUAAAAUGGUGUAAAUAUAAACCCCAGUACACACGUGGCUUUUUGUUUUUUUAUCUUGAAAAUAUUUAACCCCCCCAAAAUAAUCUAAGCUCAAGGUCCAUUUACUGGAGAGUUUGCACAGCUGUCGCCAAGUUUCAUUCCUAGGUCACAUGAUGGCAGAUAAGCAAGCUUCAUCCGAUGAUGAGGAAGAUCAUGAGAUGUGGUCAAAAGGGCUGGAAAAAUGGAGCGUGGAGGAAACGCUGGUUCGUGCUUCGGAGAGGUCGCAUGAGCGGUAAUCCUGAUGUGCUGGAAUACUACCAAAGCAAAAACUCCAAAAAGCCAAUACGUACCAUUGACCUGAAAGAGUGUGAGGUCGAAAUGCUCAACGGGCAGCUUCGGAUAAAGCGAGACUUCCAUGGGAAGCACCUCUUUGUGGUGAAGACGUCGUCUCGCAUUUUUUACCUGGUGGCCAAAACUGAGGAGGAGAUGAACAGCUGGAUCAGUAGCAUCAGUCAGAUUUGCCAGUUUGCGAGCCUGGAGGAUCCAGAGAGUUCAGAAGAAGGCUUUCCUCAGACCCCCACCUCCCUACAGCUGUCACCUGACAGCCCUGACCGAGCGUCUGUAGCAAGUCAACCAGAUUCCACUCAUCCGCUGGACUACCUCUUUCUCUCGCAGUGUGAGACGGGGAGUGUGAGCACUAGUAGACAUGACAGCUUUUCAAACUCUGACAUCUCUCUGGAGCAGAAGUCAUCAGACGAUGCUGUCAAGGACAUUUCCACUGACUGCUCCUCAUCCUCCAUCUCUCAUGUCAGUCCCAGUCCGUGUCUUUUCCCCAGUGGGAGGUUGACUAACCCUCCCUUCAGCGCUCCGUGCAUCCCGAUAGCUUUGCCGUCAUCCUCUUCCUCUCCGCUGCGUCACUGCGCCACAAGUGUCUUCCAGUUUGACAAACCCUAUUCUUCCGCGUCAUUUGAGGCAACGGCCGAUAAACAAACACCUCCUCCACUGCCACCCAAGCCUAAUCACCUGUCAGAGCAGCUAAGUGAUGAAGCAGCUCACAGGCUGAGGGCAAUGAGUACACAGCAUUUCUCAAGCAGCGCUGCAUUAUUUCCCCGGAGGACCUCGUUGUCCAGCCUGGACCAUUUCAGAAUAGGAGACGCUGACAGCAGACUGAUGAGGAACAGGAGGCAAAGUGUCAAUUUGCCUUGUUUAAAUACCACACAAGUUCAAAGCUACCAGGAUGAGUCAUACGUCCCCAUGGCGUCCCCGUCCCCCUCUCUUGCUGCUAUCGAAUGUGAUGGUUACAUCCCCAUGAGCCCCAUGGCAUUCAGCUUCCUCACCCCAAACUGCGGCGUGGACUCCUCCCCGUCUCUCAGCCAGCUGUUGUGUCCACCUGGAGAUCUCGCGCCACCUCCAAUCCACCGGCACCUUAAGCCCAGCUUGAGGAGAGCUCGACCCCCACCUCUUGACUUGAGAGGCCUUUCUACAAUCACAGAAUGUCCCACUCAUCUGCCUCUGAGCAGGGCCAUGACCGAAUCAUGCUUUUCCAAGAACUGUUCACCUCUUGAACGAAGACUCGAAAAUGGGGACAAAUCAAGAGAUGAAGUCACAACCUCGUCUGCAAUGGAAUCAAGGCAACAGUUCUGUCUCACCUUUGAUGGAGCAGUUCAGCCUUGGUUGAGAAAUCCAAACCUUGACUAUUUGUCACUGGAUUUCAAUUCCGCACCCCCCUCUCCUGUGCAGAAGCAGAAGCCGUUCCUGUCUGAUGAGCACAGAGUGGAUUAUGUGCAGGUGGAUGAGAAGAAGACUCAGGCACUUCUAAACACCAAAAUGGAGUGGACAGACAACCGGCAGUCAAAAACAUGACUGGACGAUUCAUGAUGGGAAAAAAAUAUAAUAAAAAAAAUCAGGAACACUCAGCUACAUAAGGACCAAUAACAAAACCAGCAAUUAGGCUUUAUUUGAAAAACAGUAUUGAAAUAAAAUUACUAGAGUAAUAAGAGGUUUUAUGCUCUUCUGCAUAGAGUAAACACAAAAUUGCACUGUUACAACUAAGUUAACUCUCAGUAGAGGGGAACUGUAAAUACUGCCUGAUCAUGCACUGUUCACAUGAUUACUGUAGCAUAAGGAUCUACCAAAUCUUGAAAAUGGCAUCAUAUUGCUUUACUGUAAAAUAAAAGACGUCGCUGUAAAUGUAUGUAAAAUAA
This is a messenger RNA of Stegastes partitus (bicolor damselfish), 3235 nucleotides long. It is a transcript of the gene gab3, whose product is annotated as GRB2 associated binding protein 3. Gene Ontology annotation, molecular function: signaling adaptor activity. The record is from RefSeq and is a predicted model, not a curated record. Lineage: Eukaryota; Metazoa; Chordata; Actinopteri; Pomacentridae. Gene Ontology annotation, cellular component: cytoplasm. Gene Ontology annotation, biological process: signal transduction. The coding region runs from base 1230 to 2894 and encodes 554 amino acids. The transcript is spliced from 10 exons.